Messenger RNA from Histoplasma capsulatum G186AR, 1364 nucleotides. RefSeq lists its product as uncharacterized. Gene Ontology annotation, biological process: glycolipid biosynthetic process. Gene Ontology annotation, cellular component: lipid droplet; plasma membrane; mitochondrion. The record is from RefSeq and is a predicted model, not a curated record. Bases 28 to 1272 code for a protein of 414 amino acids. The transcript is spliced from 5 exons. Lineage: Eukaryota; Fungi; Ascomycota; Eurotiomycetes; Onygenales; Ajellomycetaceae.
CAACAAGAGUUCUCGCUGCAGAAAAUCAUGACAUCCCCAAGGCAUUUCGACAUUGUUCUUCUGGGCGCAACGGGAUAUACGGGGAAGCUUUGCGCUGAGCAUAUUGUGCAGAAUCUUCCCACAAACUUGACAUGGGCAAUUGCUGGACGGUGUGUGGAGAAACUCAGCGUGCUUGGGGAGCAAUUGCGAAAACUUGAUCCCGAGCGCAAAGAACCGGAGAUCGUGGAUUUGCAACUACGGCCUGUAGAGCUAGAUUCACUUGCUAAACGGACUAAAGUGAUUCUCAACUGUGUCGGGCCGUACCAUCUGUACUCGACGCCAGUUGUGGAAGCUUGUGCCAACAAUGGUACUCAUUAUCUUGAUGUGACCGGCGAGAUGCCGUGGGUUAAAGAGAUGAUCGGGAAAUACCACGAGAAGGCUAAGGAGACAGGUGCAAUAAUAAUAUCAGCAGACGGAUUGGAAUGCGCCCCCACAGAUCUACUAACCUGGGCGCUGGUCAAAUAUGUCAGUGACAAAUUCUCUGUCCACACCAAGGAAGUCAUUAGUUCUAUUUAUAAGCUGAAAACCGCAGGCGUGAGUGGCGGAACCUUCUCAACCGUCAUAGGACUGGUUGACAAAGUGCCCCUGAAGGAAUUAUACAAGGCACAGAACCCUUAUUACCUAUCCGCCAGCCAACACAAAAGAAAAUAUUCGUCCCCUUUUCUUCAACGAGUACUUGGUGUCCGCGUCGUGCCUGAGCUAGGCACGAUGACCAGCUACAUCACCGGCCAUUGCGACGUCGCCGUCGUUCACCGUAGCAGCUCCCUAAUGCCCGAGCUGUACGGACCGCACUUCCACUUCGAAUCUUUUGUGGCCGUUCGCAAUGCCCUGGUCGGAAUCAUCUUGCACAUUUCAACCAUAUUUGGAGUGCUGGCGCUCACAUUACCACCUGUGCGUUGGCUGGUGAGGAAACUCAUCUACGCACCAGGCGAAGGGCCGGAAAAGCGGAGAACUACAGGGAACAGAAUUGAGUAUCGAGCGAUCGCAACGGCCGAAGAGAGGUCUGCUGAAGGGAAACCUAUCAAAGUACUUGGGACGUACAAGGCAAAUUGCGAUGCUUAUGGAAUGACGGGAGUGUUGCUUGCGGAGUCGGCUAUGGUUUUGUUGACGAGUGAGAGGAUGUCACAGGAAAUUAAAGGUGGGUAUCUGACACCUGCGAUGCUAGGGCAGGAGUAUAUUGAUCGCUUGGAUAAGGUUGGAAUUACGAUUCAGAUGAAUGUUUUGGAGGCGUAAAAGUGGGUUGCUUAUUUGUAUGACAUUUUCGUUUAUCUACUUUACGAUAGAUGCAUAUAUAUAUGCUGUUAAUUGAUUAAUGUGAUGCCCGG